This is a messenger RNA of Aspergillus bombycis, 744 nucleotides long. RefSeq names its product putative short-chain alcohol dehydrogenase. NCBI's taxonomy places the organism in Eukaryota, Fungi, Ascomycota, Eurotiomycetes, Eurotiales, Aspergillaceae. The coding region runs from base 1 to 744 and encodes 247 amino acids. The record is from RefSeq and is a predicted model, not a curated record. The transcript has 2 exons.
AUGGACCCAGCCUCGGCAAGAACACUCCUAUUGAUAGGCUCUGGUCCCGGAAUAGGUGUGGCGGUGGCAUCCUUGUUUGCCCAAAAGCACUUUGAUCAUAUUGCCCUGUUCGCCCGGAAUCCAUCGCAACUACAAGCCGAUAAGGAGACGAUUCUAUCCUCUGCUGCAGAUGUUGGUCGCCAAGUGAAGGUCCGGACGUGGAAAGUCGACAUCAGUGAUCUGGAGCAAUUCAAGGCGGCUUUAACAGAAGUCCAGUCCUUUGGGACACUGGAAUGUGUCUAUUUCAACGCGGCUCGCGUGGGCGGAAGCAACUUCUUUGAUUUCGCUGUUGAAGAUAUCGAGUUGGAUCUGAAGGUCUCGGUUACGGCCCUCUACGUUGCUGUGCAAUGGGCCAUACCGAUCCUGGCCAGUACCAUGCAAACGAACCCAGGAAUCGGCGGCAUCAAGCCGACUAUUCUAGUGACGAGCAGUCUCUUGCCUGUUGAUCCGAUUCCGGAAUACUUUUCUUUGUCAAUGGCCAAAGCUGCACAGGCAAACCUGGUCAAGUCGCUGCAGAAAUUUGUCGCCAAGGGAACUCGCGUAGGAAUGGUUAUUGUGGGAGGCAUUAUAUCACCGGACUCGGAUUUCUUGAAUCCUAUCACCAUUGCUGAGCAAGCAUGGCAGCUAUUCAACCAAGAUGGCGCCAAUUGGAAAGCUCAGGUGAGUAUUCUGGAGGAUGGAAUUGAUUGGUGCCCACGCCUUUGA